AGGACAGUUCCAGUUUCCUCCUAAUACUGUCCUAGUGAGUGCUGUGUAUGCAGUAUCACUCUCAAAGCCUCUCCUUAAAAGGCUCAUAUUAGAAAUACAGCACUGCGUUGAUUUAACAGGACAACCACCUCUUAGUCAUCAUCUUAAGUUUGCUAUAGCUCCCGUGAGCACACCCAGUCUUCCUUACCAGUUCUCAAUAGUUGAGGGAGGAGAGUUUAGAUCUAAUAGUUGGUAUGGAUCCAUUCAACGUAAAGAGUUCUGUUUGGUGUGCAUACUGGGAUUGUUCAUGGUGACAAUGGCCAGCAUUGGUGGACAAGAGGAUCAUGAAGGAGGAGGAGAUGGAGGAGGAGGAGGAAGUCAAAAUCAGCAGCAACAAGGAGCUGCAAUUCAGCAACAACCAGCUGUAGGAGGAGGGGGAGCAUUAAUAGCAGUAUCACUGCCAGGCUCAGGUCAGUCAGCACCAGUUCAGCAAGGAGGGCAACCAGCAUUAGUGCAGCAAGAAGGAAGGCUGUCAGCAUCAGUGCAGCAAGAAGGAAGGCCGUCAGCAUCAGUGCAGCAAGAUGGAGGUCAGCCAGCAUUAUUGCAGCAAGAAGGAGGGCAGCCAGCACCAGUACAGCAAGAAGGAGGGCAAUCAGCACCAGUACAGCAAGAAGGAGGGCAAUCAGCACUAGUACAGCAAGAAGGAGGACAAUCAGCACUAGUACAGCAAGAAGGAGGGCAAUCAGCACUAGUACAACUAGAAGGAAGGCCGUCAGCAUCAGUACAGCAAGAAGGAGGUCAGCUAGCAGUAGUGCAGCAAAAUGGAGGGCAUUUAGCAGCAGUCCAGCAAGAAGGCCAGCCAGCAGUAGUGCAGCAACAAAGAAGCCAGCCAGCAACAGUACAACAGGAAGGAGGGCAGUCAGCACCAGUACAGCAAGAAGGAGGGCAGUCAGCAACAGUACAGCAAGAAGGAGGGCAGCCAGCAACAGUACAGCAAGAAGGAGGGCAGUCAGCAACAGUGCAACAAGGAGGAGGACAGUCAGCAACAGUGCAACAAGAAGGAGGGCAACCAGCAGUAGUGGAGCAAGAAGGAGAUAGAGUACCAGAGGAAGGACAGCAGAAUCCUGCUCAAGAAGAAACAACUAUUGCUGCACUUUGUACAGAGUCUAGCUCUAAUUAUGCUAAUAAUGUGGUUGUUCCUAGUGUACUGAAGAAUAUGAAAUAUGUAGGAGUGAUUUAUUAUAAAGAGAAAGGUGUAGAGGAUCUAGUGACAUUCACUGCUGCUAAAGAUCUGAAUGCUCUUGUUGAAUACAUUAAACAGGAACAUUCGCAAGCUGAAUUAGGACAAUAUGUCUCCUUCAGUUUUCAGUAUUUAAGAGAUUGCAUUGAGUUGAAACUUGAUCAUACUCCACAGAAGUAUCCAUUCACUGGUUGGACUAUACAAUCACAUCUUGAGCCUUGUAAAGUAAGUGGGGAAAGUGAUAUUCACUAA
Messenger RNA from Amphimedon queenslandica, 1471 nucleotides. Its product is annotated as involucrin-like. NCBI's taxonomy places the organism in Eukaryota, Metazoa, Porifera, Demospongiae, Haplosclerida, Niphatidae. The record is from RefSeq and is a predicted model, not a curated record. The transcript has 3 exons. Bases 287 to 1471 code for a protein of 394 amino acids.